Penicillium bovifimosum is the source of this 660-nucleotide messenger RNA. Its product is annotated as ankyrin repeat domain-containing protein. The transcript is spliced from 4 exons. Lineage: Eukaryota; Fungi; Ascomycota; Eurotiomycetes; Eurotiales; Aspergillaceae. Gene Ontology annotation, molecular function: protein binding. The record is from RefSeq and is a predicted model, not a curated record. The coding region runs from base 1 to 660 and encodes 219 amino acids. Gene Ontology annotation, cellular component: cytoplasm; nucleus.
AUGGAGCCUAACGCCUUUCACCGGGAAUUUCACCAUGCGUGCUUGCUUGGCGACAUGCCAAACGUCCAUGAAGCAAUCGCCACCGGCUGCUUAACCGUUGAAGACCUUGACACCGAACUUGAGAAUGCAACACUAAUGACGCUGAUACCCUUGUUGACGCCGGACCCUCGGAUUGUCCGUCUUUUCCUACACAACGGCUUGACCCUAACGCGAGGCUCUCUAGUGGCGAACCUCUCCUCCCUAUUUAAUCCCUUGGCUGCUGCUGUAUUGCUCUCUGCCGGCGCGGACCCUAACCUCCGCGGAGCAAGGGGAAUCCCUUCCCUCGGCCGUGUUAUCCACGGCACGAAAUUGGAAUCAAAUCUGCUGUUCUACUGUCUCGCUCCGCAUGUACAGCAGCGCGUACUGAAGAUCCGCUUUUUGCUUGACGGGGGCGUAGACCCAAAUGGGCCUACCGACGAAUGGGGCACACCUCUACACCUCGCUGCGAGGCUCGGCAAUGUGGAAAUCGCUCAGAUGCUGUUGGAGGCUGGCGCAGACCCCACUGUCCUGUCUGUUGGCAGGAGGCUCGGUAGAAAGGAAAAGACACCAGCCCAAGUGGCUGAGUACUUGCAAAAUACCGAGGCCCGCGAGGCGAUACUCAGUCUCUUCCAGGGUUACUAA